Molecule: messenger RNA, 355 nt
Organism: Oppiella nova
Lineage: Eukaryota; Metazoa; Arthropoda; Arachnida; Sarcoptiformes; Oppiidae
Source: the annotation of a GenBank genome assembly
CUCCCUCCGAGUCCUAUCAUAUCCUUAAGGCUUUCUCUGGAUAUCUUAGUGGUGAAUGUCAUUGAAUAUAUUGAGUAUAAAAAGUAUAAAAAACCUCUGAAUUCAAUCACUUUUGUUGAAAUUUGUUGCAAAUAUGAGGCUAUUGUAUACAUUACUCGCUAUUUGUGUGUUUGUGGUGUCGAUAGUCAGCGGUCAGUGGCUCUACGGUAGAGGUGGUUAUGGCCGGGGAUAUGGUGGUGGAUAUGGUGGUUAUGGUGGCCGAUCGGGUAUGGGAUUCAGUGGAAAUGGUGGCAUUGGCAUUCGUCAAUCGGGUGCUACUCUGGGAAACUUGGGAGGAAUAGGAGGUUAUUACGGA